Daucus carota subsp. sativus is the source of this 1417-nucleotide messenger RNA. RefSeq lists its product as uncharacterized. Lineage: Eukaryota; Viridiplantae; Streptophyta; Magnoliopsida; Apiales; Apiaceae. Gene Ontology annotation, molecular function: TFIIH-class transcription factor complex binding. Gene Ontology annotation, biological process: transcription initiation at RNA polymerase II promoter. The coding region runs from base 286 to 1119 and encodes 277 amino acids. Gene Ontology annotation, cellular component: transcription factor TFIIE complex. The record is from RefSeq and is a predicted model, not a curated record. The transcript has 5 exons.
GAUUUCACACAGAAUUAUACAACACGCGUGUUUACAUGGAGGUGCACAGAAAAACAAGAAGGACAAUAGGGUAAUCUCUCCGAAUUGCAUCCAUCAAUUUUGAUUUGCAUUUAGCAAUCAUGAUAUUUUUACACAGAGACUAGUUUGAUAUAAAACGCAUUUAGAAAAUAGAAAAAAUAAUUUGAAUAUAUAAUCAACUUUUGUGCAAGACUCCUAUGUGGCUAUCCGAGGAUCCCAAAUUGUUCCCUUGUGUCUGAUCGAGCAGCUCCGUUCAGGCGACGAAGGAUGGCGUUAAAAGAGAGCUUAGACAAGUUCAAAAAGCAGCAAGAGAUGUGCCAGACUACCCUUUCCAGCAUAAAAGCAAGUUCAAAGUCAACUCCGAGAGUCACACCUUAUAACACCCCUGCAAAUGCUAAGUCUCCUGCCCCUGCAGUAAAAUUCUCAAGUGAUACAGAAAGACUCCAACACAUUAACAGCAUAAGGAAAGCUCCCGUGGGGGCUCAAAUAAAGCGUGUUAUAAACUUGCUACUUGAGACAAGGCAAGCCUUUACAGCGGAGCAAAUAAAUGAAGCAUGUUAUGUUGAUGUGAAGGCGAACAAGGCUGUAUUUGACAGUUUGAGUAACAAUUUAAAAGUUUAUUAUGAUGGAAGGCGCUUCUCAUACAAGUCCAAGCAUGAUCUGAAAGAUAAGGGUCAGCUUCUUAAGUUGAUACGGAAAUUUCCUGAGGGUAUAGCUGUUAUCGAUCUCAAGGAUGCAUACCCUUCAGUAAUGGAUGAUUUACAGGCUCUGAAAGCUGCUGGUGAAAUCUGGCUGCUAUCAAACUUCGAUUCACAGGAAGACAUAGCAUACCCAAAUGAUCCUAGGGUACCUAUAAAGGUUGAUGAUGAUCUGAAACAACUAUUUAGGGGAAUUGAACUACCAAGAGAUAUGAUUGACAUCGAAAAGGAUCUUCAGAAGAAUGGUAUGAAACCUGCAACAAACACUGCGAAGAGGAGAGCCCAAGCGCAGGUUCACGGUAUCUCCAACAAGCCCAAGCAAAAGAAGAAGAAACAUGAAAUCAGCAAGAGGACAAAGCUGACUAAUUCUCAUCUUCCUGAGUUGUUCAAAAAUCUCAGCUGAUAAUGGUCUAUCAAGAUGUCAAUCCAGCCUCAAGUUCCUGAUGAUGGCGAGUUCCUUUUAGAUCCGGAUCUGUGGACUGUGGUUACCAAAUAUCCGUGAUUCAGCUAGACUUUAAUACUGCAUAAGUCUUUAAAGUUCAAUUUUUACUGGCCUACAUUGUGUAUCGUAAAAGACAAAUAACCGUUUUGAGUAUGCCCUCAAAUACUAAACAGGGUAAAUCUAUAGUGGCCCUGUUCUGAUUGAAUUGUGAAUACAUGUUUAUUGAUUAUUAUGUAUAAUAUAUUUUGAUUUAUCACAA